Hyaena hyaena (striped hyena) is the source of this 2741-nucleotide messenger RNA. RefSeq names its product apoptosis enhancing nuclease (gene AEN). Gene Ontology annotation, cellular component: nucleus. The transcript has 4 exons. Gene Ontology annotation, molecular function: nucleic acid binding; exonuclease activity. Lineage: Eukaryota; Metazoa; Chordata; Mammalia; Carnivora; Hyaenidae. The record is from RefSeq and is a predicted model, not a curated record. The coding region runs from base 152 to 1129 and encodes 325 amino acids.
GGAGCCGGAGCGGGCUUGCCUGGGCAUGUGGGAGCUGCGGGCGGCCUGAGCUCCACGUGCGGCCGGGAGCACCGCGCCGCUCCUCAGAGCGCUGGCCCACUGGCAGAUCACCUCCCAGGCUUCGCUGGCCCACGACGGUGAGCUAAUUGGGAUGGUGCCCCGGGAGGGCCCUGUGUCUGCCCAGCGCCCGUGCCCUUCCCCGGCCAGCCUCAAUGCCAAGGAUGUGCUUCGGAGAAAGCACAAGAGGAAGAGCCGACAGCACCAGCGAUUCAUGGCUCGCAAGGCCUUGCUGCAGGGGCAGGGGCUGCUGAGCUCGCCCCCGGAGCCGGGAUCCUCCCCAUUGCCUCCACGGCCGGAAGCACUGCUGGCCACCGGAGCCACCGGCGGCCGGAUGCAGCAUCCAAGGAAUGAAUCCGGAGGGGCCUCAUGCAGCCGAAAGCCCACCCCCAGGGAGUCUGCAGCUCCCUGGCCCAGCAAGUGUGUGGCUAUUGACUGUGAGAUGGUGGGCACGGGACCCCGAGGGCGGGUGAGCGAGCUGGCCCGCUGCUCUGUGGUGAGUUACCAUGGCGAUGUCCUCUACGAUAAGUACAUCCGGCCAGAGAUGCCCAUCGUGGACUACCGUACCCGCUGGAGCGGCAUCACUCGGCAGCACAUGCGCACAGCCAUCCCCUUCCAGGUGGCCCAGAAAGAGAUCCUCAAGCUUCUGAAAGGCAAGGUGGUGGUGGGGCACGCGCUACACAAUGACUUCCAGGCCCUCAAGUACGUCCACCCUCGGAGCCAGACCCGGGACACCACCUAUGUGCCGAACCUGCUCCAGCGGCCGGGCCUCCACACCCGCACCCGGGUCUCUCUCAAGGACCUGGCCCUGCAGCUGCUACACAAGAAGAUACAGGCCGGCCGGCAUGGCCACUCGUCGGUGGAAGACGCCGUGACGGCCAUGGAGCUCUACCGGCUGGUCGAGGUGCAGUGGGAGCAGCGGGAGGCCAGCAGCCCGCCGGGCUGCCCGGACGACCGAGAGCCUGACAGCAGCACGGACGUGGAGCAGUUCAUGGAGGACCGGUACUGGCUGGAGGACCCGGCCCAGGGCACCGGCGGAGGGACGGCGCCCGCGCCAGACAGAAGGGAGUGAGGCCCCGGGCACCGCAUCCCAGGCGGGGCAGGAUCUGCCCGCCGGCCGCCAGCCCCGGGCAUGGGACCAUCAGUCCUCUCGGGUCCCUCUGCCCCCAGCACAGUGCCCCCCUCCCCAGGGCACUUCCUCCCCACCCCUGCGGUUGCCAGUGGUGCUUCCUGGACACCGUGGACAUGUCAGCUGGGCGUGUGAGGAGGACCCAGCCCGAGGAGGGAGGGUGCCGCAGAGGCCCCAGCCGUCACUGCCUGCCCCACCCCCAUGCCGUGCUGUCUACAGGGGUGAUGUCUCCUCCUUGGGGUGUUAGCUCAGCGACCUGGUAAACCCCCCUUCUCUUGUCCCCUGCCCUUCGUCCACAGGCAUCGUCAGCUUCAGAAUGAGUGUGCCCUGAAUCUGUAGAGUUAAGGCCACUCUAUGGGAUCCCCCUUCGCUCUCUCUCUGGACCGGAGCUCUGGCUGUAGCCGUAGCGGGGACCCUGUGCGAGGCUCGGAUGGCGAGGCAGGGCCCUCAGGCUCAGGGGGUGGUGGCACCGGAAGUCACCAGGCACUGGUGACAGGGGGAAAGCCGAUAAGCUUCGGUGGAGAGUGUGGCGUAUUAAUUUUGACCCAAAUCAGGCACUCCUCCCGCCAGCCCCCGCACUAGACUCCCUUAAGCACAAGCCUGAGGAACAAGAGAGCAGCUUGAGUUCUGGGGCCCCUGUGCAGAAUCGCACCCGAGGGACCUGGAGUUAUCGAGAGCAAGGUCAGCAGUGUGCAGGGAGCAGAGUGGGCGUGCACUGGGGGGCUAGGGCCGGGCAGUGCAUCCGCACCCGGGCUGAGGUCCCUCGGGCACUUCGACCCACAGUCAUGUGGUCACUGGGUGUUCUCUAAACUUCUAGAAAUACUUUGUCAAGAUUUCAUGUUCUACCUUUCUUUCCUUGUCUUCUAAUUUGGGGUAUCGAGGCGAGCCAAGAACUCUGGUCCACACAGACCUUUGAGGCCCAUCUUGGCUUGCCACUUAAUAGCUUUGAGACCGUAAGUCUGUGACCUCAGUCUUGAGCCCGUUUCCUUGUCCAUAAAAUGGGGAUGAUGAUAUAAUCUACCUCACGGGGUUGUCAUGGGGGGAUGCUAGGGGCCUGGCAGUUUGCAAGCUGAGGUCAGUGGGAGCUGCUGUUGUUUCUUCGGGGGUCAGUGUCGGCGUCUUCUGGGUCGCACCUGCACGUGCCCCUUGCUUCGUUCAGUGCGGGGUUCUCCCUGCGGCCGGGUGACCCGUGUACACUCUGCGUGCAGGGGAUGACGAUGGUGUUUAGGUCACUCUGGCCAAGCAGCAGGGCCGAGAGCUGAGGGACGCUGCUGAGACCACACUACUUCGAACUCGUCUGUUACCAGCUCCCUCCCCGCCCGCAGAGUGGGGGUCUGGCUGGGGCGCUCACCUCUGCUGCUCUGGCGCCAGGGCUCUGUUCUGGGUCCUUAACAUCUGCAGCUGGCGCCACACGCCCAGCUGGGGCUGCAGCUUCGGGACUCUGCUGUGGCUUGAAGGAAGAUGGCGCUGUUACCAGCAGGGAAAAUAUACUGGUUUUAAGAUCAGCUUUGUUGUAAAACCAUCUGUUCUGGAAUAAAACUCAAUUAGAAACGUG